AUGGCACCAACAAUGCAGCGCCGACAGUUCCUGGUGCACCACCUGAUGCUGGCGCGCGACGAGGCGCCGAACAGAACGACCGAGGCGGCGCUCGCUCUCUGGACCGACGUCGUGCAGGGACGGCAGGCGGGCGACGGUGGCGCCGCCCUGCGCUUCAUGGCGGACGCGCUCGCCAGCGUCGAGGACGCCAGCCUGGUGCGCCGGUUCGCCGACUGCAUGCUGGAGGCCGACCCGGAGCAGGGCGCGCGCGUGUUCAUCGCGCGGUCGGCGGCCGGCGCGCUCGCCGCCGACGAGGCGUGUACCUUCCUGAAGCGGUACCCGGCCGCGCUCACGCUCUACCUCGAGGACCGGGUGCUGCACAAACACGAGCAGUCGGAGCGCUUGUCGACGCAGUUGGCCGGCCUGUACCUGGACCGGGCGGCGCAGAGCCGGCAGCUGGGCGGCGACGAGGUGCUGGACAUUGUGGUCCGGCGGGGGAGCACGAGAAGGCGCUGGAGCUAG
This is a messenger RNA of Pollicipes pollicipes, 501 nucleotides long. Its product is annotated as transforming growth factor-beta receptor-associated protein 1-like. NCBI's taxonomy places the organism in Eukaryota, Metazoa, Arthropoda, Thecostraca, Pollicipedomorpha, Pollicipedidae. Bases 1 to 501 code for a protein of 166 amino acids. Gene Ontology annotation, biological process: vesicle-mediated transport; autophagy; endosomal vesicle fusion. Gene Ontology annotation, cellular component: cytoplasm; membrane. The transcript is spliced from 7 exons. The record is from RefSeq and is a predicted model, not a curated record.